CUGAGAGUCUGGACACACUAAAAGCGUUGCAGCCCACUCAUUUGCAAGAGUUUUCUGCUGCGUUUCUGUCACCUUUCAUUUAAUCAGAUCCGUGCCACCGCAUGUUAUGUUCCAGCUGUGAACUCCAUUUUACAGUCAUCAAAGCAUGAUGUUUUAACGACAUAUUAUACAGUAAUUUCUCCCUGCCACAUUAUGACGUCGACGUUAUUCUUAAUAUUGUCGAGCUGUAUAAUUCUUACCGGAUCAUCCGUACUGGGAUCGCAGUGUCCCGGACAGGACUGGUACAAUCGAAAAGGCACCAAAGACUGUUAUUAUAUUUUUAAUCCUAAGACGUCGGGAGACGAGGCCUUUAACGGACCUAAUGCCGUUAGGCUGUAUUUUCGCGAUGCAGUUCGGGAGUGUCAAAUGCGAGGGGGUCAGCUCGCAACUUUUGACACGUAUGACGAACUGAAAUGGGUCGAAGCCAAGAUCACCGACAAAUACGCCUAUUUUUGGAUCGGAUUGACCUUUGAAACGUUAACCUGGAGCUGGACAAAUGGCAAUAUCACAAAGCCGUAUUCCGAUAUCGGAUUAAAGCCUAGCCCGACGGAUCCAGAUACUGAGGAUGUGGAGCGGAAAAAGCUAUAUCGUGGGACUAUCACAUAUAUCCCCAAUUCAAAAGAAAUCGAAUUCCGAUCCAUGGUGGGUGACGGGACUUCUAACGGCUACAUUUGCAAAGGAGCUUACAGUUCCCGACCGUGGUGCAAAGUGGAAGAGGGCUGGAUUUACUAUGGCGGGAAAUGUCAUAACUUUUAUCCGUUCGGUGAAACUUUUCGCGAAGCCAAAGCAACCUGCGAGGCGGAAAACGGAAAUAUAGCCGUCAUAAGGAGUGAUUUGGAAGAUCAGCGCAUGAGAGACUGGUUGCGAGAUCAUGUCGAAGAAGAAAAAGGCUGGAUUGGUAUCACGAUCCCUUCCAAGACGGCCAGCACCACCGUGAAUGAUGUAAAAUGGUUGGAUGGCACACCGAUUACGGGUACUCCGGUUAAUCACUGGGCCGGGCCCAAUCUCACCCACGUUAUUGAAUCGUUGCCCAAUGGAAAAUCGUACUGCGGUUUACUUCACACAAAAGACAGUGUCUGGCCAUCGUACUAUGAUUAUUGGUGGGGCAUGGAUGAGUAUGAACCGGAAGUUCAUGAAUGGUCGUUUUCUCCUGACUGCGAUCAAGAGCUCCCGUUCUUUUGUGAAGCACCACGCAACUUAUGUCCAUAUGGCUGGAAUGAAUACGAGAAUGACUGUUACAAGUUUGUCCAGGACACACUCCAGACCUUCGAAAAGGCACGAGAAAACUGCCAGAAAUUGAAGGGCGAGUUAGUAAUGGUUAAAAGUGGUGUCGUGCAAGGCUUCAUAGAAGCUGUCAUCGGAAGCGAACAUCUUAGAGAGGACUUGUGGAUUGGAUUACAAGGUGUAAACGGACGUUACAACUGGAUUGACGGAUCUAGUGUGGAGUACCAAGCUUGGAAUGGAUCGAUGGUAACGCCGGAGCAGGGCAGUAAUACUAACGUCUGCGGCUACGCUCAGCGCGCUGGAUUGAAUGCUGCUGGGACCGGAAAGUGGGCAGUUUCGGUAUGUUCACAACCGAAGGGUUAUAUCUGCAAGACGCCGGCAUCCGCAGAAAUUCCCGAUGAAGCGAUCAUCCAUCCUCCGGUCACUUGUGACGCACCGUUUACAAAGUAUCACGAAGGGUGCUACUUGUUGGUCAAUGAGCAAAAGAAUCGAGAUGAUGCUCAGCGUUACUGCCAAGAGCGAUCGUCCGUGUUGGCUUACACAACUACUUUCGGGGAAAACGUGUGGAUGAAAAAACAAAUUGCCAAGGAUAUUUGGCUGGGUAUUCGGCGAGAAGGUCGAACGGGAAGCUUCCUGGAAUUCCAUUACAGUGAUGGAGAAUAUAUGGGGCCAGGAGGAUUUAAGAACUUCUACUAUGCAUCUUACACAAAUGACAACACGCCGUGUGUUGUCAUGGCCAGUGAAAAUAACCAGUUUUCCACUGAUUCCUUGUUUUCUACCGGUCCCGAGUUAGGAGAAUGGUAUUAUGCUGCAUGCACCGAACAGCGGGAGUUUAUGUGUUAUCACCCCGGAACGCCCAUUGAAAAUCCCGAUCUUGAACCAAAUCAUUCAGACCCUCUUUGUGGUGCCGGAUGGUUCCGUAAUGGUGACAACUGCUACCACCUUAACCCCAACCCUUUACGAUGGCACCUGGCCAAACAGACAUGUCAAAACCUGGCUAUCAAUGCUGACCUCCUGUACAUCACCACCAAAGAAGAAGAGCAGUUUAUCAGUGAUUUUAUGGCGGACCAAUGGUUAUUGUGGAGCCAAGAGUACUGGAUUGGACUGUAUUCAAACGAAAAGGAUCAGUGGCACUGGCCGUUCAGAGAUUCGAAAAAUAAAUGGCACAUCCCAUUGGCAGUGACUAAUUGGGCCUACGGUGAACCUCAGGAGCCCGAAUAUUCCUUUAGUUCCAGAUGCGUUUACAUGGAUGCGAGCCGUAAUCCCGAAUGGUACGCGAUUGCAUGCGACGAAGAGAGGUUUCCGUUUAUUUGCAAAAAGACGCUAAAGAAUGAUACACAAGUUACAACGCCUGUUCCCACCCCACUGCCAGGUCAGCACCUUGGCUGCCCAGCAGACUGGCACGAUUACGACGGCCGGUGCGUCCGCUUUGUAAUUAGCCAAAGAGACUGGCCAACUGCGGAGCAAGACUGUCGUGUCAGUGGAGGUCACUUGCUUACUCUUCGUGAUCAGAACGAAUUUGUUUCCGUCAGCCGCUUUGGAGCCGGUUCCUGGACUGGCUUGAAUGCCAUGGCUGAUCCUGGCGUCCUGAGCACCACCGUUACGGAGCGUAAACCUAGAGUUUUCGUUUGGAGUAGCGGAGAGCCGGUUAUUUACACACCUUGGGAUGUUAUUUCGGUAUCCGGAGGAGUUGUAGGGAGCACAAUCAACGAUACCAACUGCGUUGCGCUAACCUCAACGGGUUUUACGGCGUAUCCCUGUCACGAAAGGAGAUCCUACAUUUGCGAACGCCCCUUACAGUCUACCAGCCUGACUAAUCCUGCUGUAGAUUUUACACAGUAUCAAGGGUGCAAGGUGAAUGGUAUUCGCCACCAUGAAAGCUGCUUCUACUUCGGUAUCGAUCCGAAUUCUCCCAUCAUGAACCAACCGCUGUUAAGCUUCACCAAAGCCAAUGAAUUUUGUCAAACCAAUUACCCAGGAACGACACUAGCCAGUGUGGCGAACGCCAACGAGCAGAAAUUCCUCAACGCCAUAGUGGCUAGCCUAGGAACGGAUUACUGGAUCGGUCUAAUGGAAGUGGAAGAUACGUGGGAAGCGUACGCCUAUUUCAUAGACGGGACGCCGGUUGAGAGCAGCAACUGGGCGGCAGGACAACCUAAGCAUUCACAAAGCUCGGAUGGAGGAUUUGAAGCUGGAUGUGUGGCCCUGCACGGUGCAUUCAGCGACCACAAAUAUCCGGGCGACUGGUACGUGGCUCCAUGCCUGCAGACCAAACACGCUUUGUGCAAAGGACCGAGUGACUGGCACGAGCCACAUCCGACCUUUGCUAGUACUCCUGUACCUACUGGCUGCCCAUCGUCCUGGAAAACAUCAAAGGAUUUCAAGAAUUGCUAUAAAGCAUAUUUGAGCACCAACGCAACCGAUCCCAUACAGAAGACCACAUGGAGAGAGGCGGAAGACUUCUGCAGCCGCUUCCGAGGUGGCCAUUUAGCUUCCAUUUCCACGAAAGAGGAAAACGAUUUUAUAAAAACCGAAGUCCAGAAAUCCGCAUUCACUGGGCACUACCAGUACUGGAUUGGUUUGUGGGAUAGGCAGCCGCAAGGCAACCACUUUGCAUGGGGCUGGACCGAUGGGUCAAGAUACUCAUAUUCUGGAUUCCAAAUGGAAAACCAUGACGAUGAUACCGGCGCUAACUGCGCAGCUGUGGAUGCUGAAAAUGGAAACUGGAUCUCCCAGAGCUGCAAUAACGGCUGGGGAUGGGUGUGUGAGAUUCCGAAAGGAAACUAUUACGAAGCGGAACUUGUUAACCAGUUUCCGGACCCAAUAUUGCCGAAUGCUAACUGCGGACCGGCGACAACGGAGGGAGCAUGGUACCUCGAGCCAAAUACACAAGAGUGCCUGUUCUUUUCCAACAAAGAAGACACUUGGGAAAACGCGCAGUCUUAUUGCGAAUCCCUUGGUCGCGGGGUCAACUUGGCUACGGUCACGAAUGACUCUUACCAGCUUAUCCAAAUCAAAGCGGCGCAACUGUCGCCAGCUGCACGGAAAUACUGGAUUGGUUUGUAUCAAGUGGACAUUGCCGGUCGGGAAUUCGCUUGGGUAGAUGGCCAUUUCUCAGCAUUCCGCAAAUGGGAGAUAGGACAACCAGAUCCCCGUGGUACCGAACGUUGUGUUUCUCAUAACAGCCGCAGCGGACGAUGGGCGGACGAAAAUUGUGGUCAUAAUUACGUUUUCAUCUGCGCCAAGAGUAACCGGGUGCGCCCAAGCAGAGAACCCACGAGAAAUCCAAAUGAAGGCGGUUGUUACGACGGAUGGGCUGCGCAUGGAGGCAACUGCUAUUACAUCUCUCCUCCUGAAAACGUAACAUGGGACGAGGCCCACGAAAAAUGCACACGAGAAUUAUCUGUGAGCCUCGGCAGACCCGCGGCGGAGUUGAUAUCCAUCCAUGACGACAUAGAAAACGAUUUUAUAAUUACACAUCUGUACCAUCGACGAAUAUAUCAUGAUUAUUGGAUUGGUCUGCAUGAAGUGACCAGUGGUCAAUGGGGAUGGUCUGACAAUUCCCGAAUCCGGUAUACAAACUGGCAUCUCACCGAAACUCCUAACAAUGCUGGUCUCGAGUGCGUCGUAAUGGGAAAUGGUGUUGGACAGACUGGACGAUGGUUCCCCCAUCGCUGCACUAGAAAAACCGGCUUUAUUUGCAAAGCACCCAAAGAUCCCCAGCUUCCCGCUCCGACACCUGUAACCGGGAAAUGCGGUGACGGCUGGACGCAGCACACCGAAAAUACAUGUUUUGCCGCGUUCCGACUGGAUGAGGGCAAAGGAGACUGGGAUAGUGCACAGCAGAAAUGCAAGAGUCAACUUGGUGGCAUGGCGGAUAUCGCUAUCGCGGAACAUAUUUACGAAGACGCGCAUCUGCAUCUUUUGUUGCAUCAAAUCUCUCGAGACGCUAACCUUAACCACAGCCGUGGUGCAUCUGCUUGGAUUGGCAUGAGGGAACACUUGGGCAACUACAAAUGGCACAACUCUUGCCCUGUACGAUUCACAAAUUUCCUAAAUUUCGCGACUUCUCUACCGGAUGCAUGUGUGGAAAUGGACCGUCACGGAAAAUGGAGAGCCCGGUUGUGCAAUGAAUCACUGCAUUAUGUACUGUGUGAACGUCGAUUUGAACCAUGCCCGCCUGCACACAAUGAAACUCAUCCUGACCUUUACUGUCCUGAAAAUUUUCCGCAUGAAUGCGGUAGAAAGUGUUUCCGCAUUGAAGGACAGCAGCUACACCACAAUAAUCCCAGCACCUUCUCCAGAGCAAACGCCGCGCAGAGGUGUAGAGAGGUUCGAGGUUUAUUAGCGUCCAUCCGUUCCCAAGAAGAGCAGAAAUGCUUGAACAAUUAUCUGGAUCAUGUGGCGGCUCCCAUGUGGAUUGGUCUGUAUCAAGGUAUAGAUCCGACGACACAGCAGUGGGUGUGGAAAUGGGAAGAUGACUCAUUCGGAGAAAUCCCCACCACAUUCGUUAACUGGGAAACUGAGCCAAAACCUCCGGCUAACGAAAACUUGCGCCAAGCGUGUGUGGCUGUACUACCUAACGGGAAGUGGAUAAACAUGCCUUGUCUCACAUGGGAAGCCAAUCAGACCCGAGGUUACAUAUGCGAGGGCAUGAAAAUACGCCAAGAAGGCGCUACACAACGACCGCAUCGUGGUUCUACCGCAGCUUUCGAAUCUGUGGCAGGAAGUGAUGGGCUGACCGGUGGACAGAUAGCUGGCAUUGUGAUCGGUGUCUUGUUGGCUGUUGCUGUUGUUGGUGCUAUUGGAUACGUGGUGAUGACCGGAAAGACGGAGAGUGUUGUUAGCUCAGUGAAAAGCAUUCGGACCAAAGCGGCUGACCGACUGGGUGUUGGCAGUACACCGUAUGCUCGUCAAGAUGAUAAACAAAGGAUUUCCGAGGAUGCCGAGUAUAACGGGGCCGAUCAAUAAUAUACAUAGAGCGAUAUUGCGCAGUAAUGUUUGCCGUUAGACAGUUGUACCGUUAAACCCAGAAGGCUGUGGCCUUAAGCACCGAUGAAAUGCAACAGAGCUGAAUGCAAGUACCAAAGAAAUUACACUGUACAAAAUCGGCUUAUACCUGAACUAAUUCUGUAAUCCUGGAGUUACAUUUAUUAGCCUUACACAAAUGAGACGUCCUUGUUUGUUCAAAUAAUGUAAUUAUAAUUUAUGUAUUCUUGUCAAUUGUGUGCUAUGUUGAUGAAUGUGUUGGGAUUAAUGUGUGAAUGAAUGUGUGAAUGAAAAA
Paramacrobiotus metropolitanus is the source of this 6547-nucleotide messenger RNA. Its product is annotated as macrophage mannose receptor 1-like. The transcript is spliced from 28 exons. Gene Ontology annotation, molecular function: signaling receptor activity. NCBI's taxonomy places the organism in Eukaryota, Metazoa, Tardigrada, Eutardigrada, Parachela, Macrobiotidae. The record is from RefSeq and is a predicted model, not a curated record. Bases 193 to 6234 code for a protein of 2013 amino acids.